Esox lucius (northern pike) is the source of this 1838-nucleotide messenger RNA. RefSeq names its product hepatic lectin. Lineage: Eukaryota; Metazoa; Chordata; Actinopteri; Esociformes; Esocidae. The record is from RefSeq and is a predicted model, not a curated record. Bases 59 to 1021 code for a protein of 320 amino acids. The transcript has a single exon.
UCAUAUCAGAGCAUUGAGAGAAUCUGUCAGUUAAAAUUCUCAGAGACGCUUGUAGACAAUGGCUGUGUCUAAUGAAAUCUAUGCCAAUGUGGAGAUUGACUACGAAGAAAAUGAGGCAGAUGAUGGGAUUGAAGAUAUUUAUUCCAAUGUAGACAUUAUUUAUUCUCAGUACUCUGGAAAUAAGACAAAGGACCUCACCCCAAAGAGAGUACCACUGGCUACGUACCCAGGUUCUGAGAGCACAAAGUGGAAACCCACCAGAACUGGUGUCGUGUGUCUGGGACUGUUGUCCUUCCUCCUACUGGCUGGAAUCAUAGGCCUGUUAGUCUGCUACAUCAGAGUGACCCACAGUUUGAAGGAGAAAAUCUUCCUAUUUGAAACCAACUCCACGGCUGAACGAGACCAGUUCCAGGACAGAUACAGUGCCAUGACUGAGGAGAGGGACCAGCUCCAGGCUGAACGAGACCAGGUCCAGGCCAGAUACAGUGCCAUGACUGAGGAGAGGGACCAGCUCCAGGCUGAACGAGACCAGGUCCAGGCCAGAUACAGUGCCAUGACUGAGGAGAGGGACCAGCUCCAGGCUGAGAGAGAAAAUCUCAGGGCAAAUCUCUCCUUCAUUUCUCAACAAAUACAACAGGGUUGGGUGUAUUUCAGCUCCAGUUGGUACUUCAUCUCCACUGCAAAGAAAACCUGGGAAGACAGCAGACGGGACUGUGUGGGGAGAACCGCAGACCUGCUGGUCAUAAACAGCUUGGAGGAACAGGUCUUCAUCCACGGAUUGAAGAAGGAGGGAUUCUGGAUCGGUCUGACUGACAAAUAUCAAGAAGGAAAGUGGAUGUGGGUGGACGGUACAGAACUGACCACUGGGUACUGGGACAGUGGACAGCCAAACAGUCACGGAGGCACGGAUGAGGACUGCGUUGCGAAAUGGUUGGAAAAAUCUGCCGCAGAGAAGAGUUGGCACGAUGUAUCUUGCAACCAACAAGUUUUUUGGGUAUGUGAGAAAAUGGGCUACCUGUAACUGAACUGUAAAUAAAAUCAGUAAAUGUACUUCCUUUAUAUGGGAUUUCAAUCUACUGAGGAGGAUUGUGUUGCGAAAUGGUUGAAACCAUCUUCCCAAAAGAAGAGUUGGCAUGAUGUAUCGUGCAAUGAAUUGCUCUUUUGGAUGUGUGAGAAAAUGCUUCAGCUGUGACUGAACUGUAAUCAGAAUGAUUCAGUACAACAUAUUUGAUUUUUUUUCCACAGACUGUUCUGCAAAUAGAUACUGAAGAGACAAGUCAAUUAAGGACAAAUUCGUAUUCGACAAGUCAAUAACAAAUUUGUUUUUGCAAAUUAGUUUUUUUCAUUACAGACCAGUGUGAUGUGACAAAUGCUGGUAUUAUCAGAGGAUUUUAACAUUACAGAUUUGAGUGACAUUCAUUUCUUGACAAAGAAAUACAAUGAUAUUUCCAAAAAAAGGGAAAUAAAUAGAUUGAGAGGCUUUGUGAACCUUUUGAUGUUGUAUGAUUAACCUCAGAAGAUGUAACUUAUUUGUAGGGAGACCAACUGAUUUGGCAAAGCAAUUUCAAAUAGCUAGCUAAUGACACCAUUACCAUUUGUUUGUUGAUCUUUUAGCUUGCAGCUCAAGUUUCAACAUAACCACUUCUGAGGUUAAUCUGGCUGUAUAAGACAUGCUUUUCCUACUAUUAGUUUUGCCUCAUUUUGAAAUGUUUUCAAGCCAAGGAAAAUGAAUGAAUCUUACCUCUCUAAAGUUACAACCCUCUGGUGAUUCUGAAGGGAAUGUUGCUGUAGUCCAUAAAUAAGGCCAUAAUUGCAAAUUAAAAUGUGUUCAUAAUUGA